AUGUGGGCGGAGACGGAGGAGCAGCCGGGCGAUCUUUACCCACGGCGGCAGAGCAACGUCAGGGGCAGGAGGGACCUCAUGAGGCCGCCGAGCCUGUACCCGCAGCGCGUGCCGCCGCACCUCAUAGUGCAGCAGCAAACGCCGCCGGUGGGCAGAGCGAGCCCGGCGUCAAGGAUCCGAGCGGAGCACCCGCGGUCGCGGUCGCCGGCGGCACCAUCAGACGACAGCAUGGAGGAGUCUUCCUCCGAGCUCUUUGCCGGCAAAGAGGUGCGUGCUCUGCAACUUGCAUUGGCGUCCAUCGAGACGCAAGAGCUUACUAUAUAUACUACUACUAGUUAA
Miscanthus lutarioriparius is the source of this 339-nucleotide messenger RNA. NCBI's taxonomy places the organism in Eukaryota, Viridiplantae, Streptophyta, Magnoliopsida, Poales, Poaceae. The record is from the annotation of a GenBank genome assembly.